CAAUCAGUUUUUUCUUGUUUAUGUGAUUUAUAUAAAAAAUAUUUGAUUCUCAUUCAAAAUGCCAAUCCCUCCUAAAAUCAAAAAAGGAAAGAAGAAACGAUCGCAAGAAGUGAAGAACGACAGGAAAAAAGAAUUUUCGAAAUUGGACCAGCCGGCAAAUUAUAAAGCUAUUCGAAAAAUUAGCCCAGUGCCAAAAAAGGAAACAAAUAUUUAUUCACCAACGGCAAAAUCAACAGCUCCCAUUCAUAGAGAAUUCAAAAAACAGCAAAACUAUGGAGUUGGGAAAGCUGUACCAGUUUCAUUCAACGAUCCUAAAAAAUUGGAAAACAACAACUACAUUCAUAUUCCCACAACUCGACGUCCUAACCCUUCCAUCAAUCAGCGAAAUGUAGGAAGUACAUUCAGGACAACUCCACAGCCUUCUGGUUCAACACAUCAGCCAAACAUAAUCAGCACAACACCAUCACCUAUACAGAAUGUGACAGAGAAAACAGGAGAUUACAGUGGAAACACAACGAAUUCCACCAUGAAUAUAUUGCCAGUGCACCCAAAUGCUGAUAUCGUUUUUCAAGAAUCAUCAGUACUAAUAUUGAUUUCUUUACUGCUGUUUGCUGCAGUUUAUUUGAUAAUGAAGGCCUUCAAGUGGAUUAAGAGGGUGUUUCUGAGGAAAUUCAGAAAAAGGCGGUCACCAGUUCAAGCUGAAAACACAAUAAUCCAAAGUGAUAACGUGGGUCCGAACUUACCAGAGAAAAAUGAAAGAACCAAUAACAAUGACCCAGCUUCACAAAGUGUAUCGGAUUUUCACAAUUGUUUAGAUUCAAUGAGGAGCCUCCUGGUUGCAGACCAAAUGGAACGAGCUUCAGAACAAAUGGAAAUAACGAAACAACGAAAGUCAAAAGCUGUAAAAAACAAUCAAGAGUUGGAUGAUGACUGGGGGGCUUACACAACUUCUUCAAAUGCUGAAGAGAAAAUUUCAAAAAAAUGUGACUCUCUACAGGAACCAGUUAAAUUGAAGCGAACUGAAAGCGAAUCUUCAAGUAUCACAGAAUCCAAGUUGUACGAAGAUGAGCUCAAGAGGUCGUUAAAUCAACAAAAUCAAGAAUUUGAAAACACUAUGAAAAAGUUGCGAGAAAAACGAGAGGAAAGAAGGAGAUUGGCCGAUGAAGAAGCGAAACAAAGUCGUUUCGAAUUCCAGCAGAGAAUUGUAGCCUUCCAUUCGUGCGUUCUACUCCGAAUUCGUUUCGAAGAAAAAGAACAAGAGUGGCAAGAUUUUCUGAAUGGCCUAAGAAAACCACUAGUUUCAAUUUUAAAAUCAUAUGAUGACUUCAAAAAUGAGAUCAAAUUUUCAAAGAGUGAACUUGAUGAAUCCACAAAGAUUAGCAUUCAGAAUGAAGGAAGAAUAUUUGCAAUCAAAGUUUUUAGUGCUCAGAAAAUGUUAUCUGAAGCAUUCGAUUUCCUUCAAAACCUUACAGAAGAAUUCGAUGGAAAGAUAUUCAUCAAAAUGAUAAUGAAAUCACUAAACGAUCAGGAAGCUAAAUGUGAUGACAUUGGCAACGCAUUGGUUGAAGUUAUGAACUCAGUUAAUGUCGGGAAACAAGAUUAUAAGAUUUUGGAUGCAGCAGUACUACGUUUAAAUCCCAAUUCAAUUCCUAAUACUUCACAACUCAAAAGAAACUCCAUGAUAGCAAGAGAAGAAGAUUAUGUGGUUAUUCGGAAUUCUAAAACUACCAAAUGGUUUGAUCAUUUUCAAUAAAUAAUUAUUCCUCUCGUA
Molecule: messenger RNA, 1771 nt
Organism: Caenorhabditis elegans
Lineage: Eukaryota; Metazoa; Nematoda; Chromadorea; Rhabditida; Rhabditidae
Gene: ZC196.5
Product: DUF713 domain-containing protein
Exons: 15
Coding region: 59-1753 (564 amino acids)
Source: RefSeq, marked reviewed